CGCCCUCAUCGUCCCGCUGCGCCCUCCUCACGCCGCCAACGCCCGCACGCUGCUUCGGUCCUCGGCUCUCGGGCGUGACUGCCACACCUGACUUGGUCCUGCGUCGGCGCUGGACGAGCAUCACUCGCGUCCCCACAAUGUCGCUUGCCGGACCGAGUCUGCGGGCCGUGCGGCAUGCUGCAGCGCGCCUGACGGCGACUGCACCACCAGGAGCAGCUGCGCUCUCGACGCCACGGCGAUCACGCUCGGAUGCCAAGCCUGAGCACUCAGCGGCGCUCUUAGCCCUCAAAGCUGGUCCGUCAGCGUCGCGAGCGCGCACGGUCGUUGCUGAUGCGGGACUAGUGGCGCCGAACACGCCUCGCACACAGCCGGGAUCUUCCAGGCGCUCUGGCACUGCGUCAUCCACUGGCCAGCUCGCCUCGCUGCGCAGCGUACCGCGGCCUCUGCGGCUCUCGCUGGUGGCCCGGCCGCUGCACACCGCCUCGCUCGCCACGCCUUCGCUGCCACCGCCGCUGCCGCUGCGCUGCACCGUGCUCGACGCCAGCGGCAGUGUCAAGGUCAUCUCCGGCACCUUCUCGCGCGCCGCGCUCUGCGCAGAGCAUCAUCUCGAGCCGCGAGACUUGCGCAAGGUCGACUCGCGCGUGCCGAACGUGGUGCCGACGAUCUUGGUGCGGGAUGAGGCGUUCCUGGUCAAUGUGCUGCAUGUGCGGGCACUCGUGAAGAAGGAUCAGGUGCUGCUGUUUGACUCCUUCGGCUCGACAGACACAGCGCUGCACUCGGCCUUCAUCUACGCCCUCACACACAACCUCUCGCUCUCGGCGCCCACCACGCUGCCGUACGAGUUCCGGGCGCUCGAGUCCAUCCUGUCCUCCGUGCUUUCGGCGCUGAGCUCAGAGGUAGCGAUGCUGCGCGGGCUCAUCAGCUCGCUUCUGAAUGCGCUCGAAGCAAACAUCGACCGCGACCGCCUGCUGGCGCUGCUGCUCUAUACGCGCAAGCUGCGUGCCUUCGAUGCGCGCUGCCGCGGCACGGCCAGGUGCGUGCGCGACCUGCUCGAGGACGACUUGGACAUGGAGCAGAUGUACCUCACCGAGCGCCGUACGGGCACCGGGCGGCAUCAGGAGCUCGAGCUGCUGCUCGAGAGCUUCGACAAUCAGGUCGAGGAGCUCAUCGCGGAAGGCGAUGCAAUGUCGUCCAAUAUCAACAAUACCCGCGAGAUCAUCGACCUGAUCCUCGACUCGAACCGCAACAACCUGCUCGCCCUCGACCUGCGCACGUCGAUCACCACCCUCGGCGUCAGCGCCGGAACGCUUUGGGCUGGCCUCUUCGGCAUGAACUUGAUCUCUGGCUUUGAGCAGGGCCCGAUUGCGUUCUACGGCGCCACCGGCGCGGCCUUCGCCUCGGUCUUCAUCGUUGCGACGAUCGGGCACCGCAAGCUCGAGCGCGCCCGGCGCGUGGGCCUCAUGACGGGCGGCCGCGGACGCCAGAACGUCGUGCCCUCGUGGUGGGGCGCGCGCAUGCGCAAGCGCGACCGCUCGUCGGUGCAGGAACCGUGGCUUGAUGCCGAGGGCAUGGGCAUCGGCGGCGGCAUGUCGAGCUCGGAUGCUCUCAACGCACAUGGAGCCGCCUACGCCUGGAACUCGUCCUCGCUGGGCCGCGGCCGCGGCUUGUCAGUCGCUGACGACGAAGCGGCGCGCCACGCGUCGAGCUCGCAGCAGGAGAAUGGCCUCUACGCGCCGGCAGCAGCAGCCAUCUCGCGAGGACAGAUGCACUCUCGACGAGGCCCGCUGUACAUGCACGCUGCAGGCUUCGAGCCUUCGGAGGAGGAUGAGGACGGUGAAAGCUCUCCGGUGCCGGCAGCUGCCCGACAGAAGGCGGCGCAGACCGCGCUUGUCAAGCGCGCUGAAUCAGAGGGCAGCGAUGGCGGAGCACAGGCAGACCGGCCACGAUAGAGGCCUGUGGACGCGCACAGCACAUGCAAAUACAUGCUUUACCCGGG
Tilletiopsis washingtonensis is the source of this 1996-nucleotide messenger RNA. Its product is annotated as cora-domain-containing protein. Gene Ontology annotation, molecular function: magnesium ion transmembrane transporter activity. Bases 138 to 1949 code for a protein of 603 amino acids. Lineage: Eukaryota; Fungi; Basidiomycota; Exobasidiomycetes; Entylomatales. The transcript is spliced from 4 exons. Gene Ontology annotation, cellular component: mitochondrial inner membrane. The record is from RefSeq and is a predicted model, not a curated record. Gene Ontology annotation, biological process: mitochondrial magnesium ion transmembrane transport.